Pseudopipra pipra is the source of this 4496-nucleotide messenger RNA. RefSeq names its product high mobility group 20A (gene HMG20A). The transcript has 13 exons. NCBI's taxonomy places the organism in Eukaryota, Metazoa, Chordata, Aves, Passeriformes, Pipridae. The record is from RefSeq and is a predicted model, not a curated record. Gene Ontology annotation, cellular component: nucleus. The coding region runs from base 667 to 1713 and encodes 348 amino acids. Gene Ontology annotation, biological process: regulation of gene expression.
CUGAGUGAACUGCGAUGGCGGGCGGUGGUCUUUGGGCGCUCCCGACCCAGCCGGGCGUUCUCCCCUUAGGCUCCUCCUGAGGAGAAUGGAGGACUGGUGUGAGGUGGGAGCGGAGGGAUCCGAGCGGCCGGGGUUGCGGGGCGGUGAGGCGGCCCUGCGCGUGCGGGAGCGCGGCGGCUGCGCGGGCUGAGGGGUCGCGGCCGCCCCGGCCCUGCGUGGGAGCCGCCGCCGGCAGGUCUUUACAUUCUGUCGCCUGUCCCCGAGGAACUGAAGUCUCUUAUCCUUGAGGUGGCAAAAAAAAAAAAAAAAAAAAAAAAGCCCCGAGCGCAGGGUUGAAAACACCGGAGCCACGUGCCCUUCGAGGCGCCAUUCAUUGGGAUCCUCGGGAACACCAGCGCCGGAGUGAGACUGGACAUCUGCCCUGGCCAAGCUCAGGUGUUCUGUGUCUGAUGGCCAGGGCUGCCUGGAGACCUGAGGAGACCUGCUGACUUCCCUGCUGGGCUGCUGAAUGCAAGCACUGACUAUGCCAGUAUUUGAAAGAAAACAUGAUGUGGAGUUGUGAUUCAGAGAGCUGCAGAUGUUGCUUGGAAGGGACAUCUGGAGGGAGGUCAUCUUAGUCCAGCCUCCCACUCAGAGCAGGACUGUUGCCAACACUAGCUGAGAGGUAUGGAGAACUUGGUAGCUGGCUCCAAUCUUCCUCCACUUUUUACAGAUGAAGAUGGAUCCAAGGAAGGUGGUGAAAUCAAUGUAACUGGAUUAGCUAAUUCGGAGAGUUCAUUCAGUGGUGGAACUUCACAGCCUGUGAAUAACCCAGAUUUGGUGGAGGACUUGUCACAGGCUCAGCAGCUGCAAAAUGAGUCCUCUAAUGCUGCUGAAACCACUGAGCAGAAGCCUGAGGAGGAGCAGCAAAGGACCAAACGAGGAGGCUGGGCCAAAGGGAGGAAGAGGAAGAAACCCCUCAGGGACAGCAAUGCCCCCAAAUCCCCCCUCACAGGGUACGUGCGGUUCAUGAACGAGCGUCGGGAGCAGCUCCGAGCCAAGAGGCCUGAAGUGCCUUUCCCAGAGAUCACCAGGAUGCUGGGCAAUGAAUGGAGUAAACUGCCUCCUGAGGAGAAACGGCGCUACCUGGAUGAAGCAGACAGGGAUAAGGAGCGUUACAUGCGGGAGCUGGAGCAGUACCAGAAGACUGAAGCCUACAAAGUCUUCAGCAGGAAAGCCCAGGACAGACAAAAAGGCAAAUCCCACAGACAAGAUGGAGCAAGACAGCCAGCUCAUGAUCAUGAGAAAGAAGCAGAUACAAAGGAGAGAUCUGUCUUUGACAUUCCAAUCUUUACAGAAGAGUUCCUGAAUCAUAGUAAAGCCCGGGAAGCUGAGCUGCGGCAGCUGCGGAAAUCCAACAUGGAGUUCGAGGAGAGGAACGCUGCCCUGCAGAAGCACGUGGAGAGCAUGAGAACUGCCGUGGAGAAGCUGGAGGUGGAUGUGAUCCAGGAGCGCAGCCGCAACACGGUGCUGCAGCAGCACCUCGAGACCCUGCGCCAGGCACUCACCACCAGCUUCGCUGGGGUCCCACUGCCAGGUAGCGGGGAAACACCCACGAUGGAGACUAUUGACUCCUAUAUGAACAGACUGCACAGUAUUAUUCUGGCAAACCCACAGGAGAACGAGAACCUCAUCGCCACCGUCCGGGACGUGGUGAACAGGCUGGAGCGCUAGUGACUGGGUCUCCUGACCCGGGGAAGCUUUACAAAUUUUUUUUGGCCAGUGUGGAAUAAGAAGCCAUGAGGGAAAGACUAGGGUGGGAGGGAGGAUGGCAGGUUUGGCCUGGGCCCUUCCCGUGUGGUUUGUCAGGGAGACAAACAGAUCAAUGCAUUAAAAGGUCUUAAGAAGCCACGGACACCGCCCACUAAACACUUGGAACUGUCCUCUGUGUGAACAUUUACGAGCAUGCAACUUUUGUGCAAUCUACAUUUUCGAUGAGUUUUGCUGGGUGUGAGGGUGCCUGCGUUCUGUGGACUGGCUGGCUGUGGAGAUGAAAUCUCAGCUCGUGAAAUGAAGUCAGCGUACGUGUCGUAGUAAUAACUUCGAUGUGUUAUAUUGCCUGAUGUCUUCUAGUGUCUUUUUUGUUUUGUUUUCAUGUUUAUCCUGUGGGGUUACCUUCCUUUACUUGUUUUCUUCUUUUGAUCUGGUUCACUGAUUCUUGCAGUCCUGGAUAGCAGCACUUGUGCUCUCUGCUGUAACAGGGAGUCUUCCUUGGUACACUGUCUUGUCCUAUGCUGCCUGCUAUGUUUAUAUAAGCUUUUCCUAAGCAGAAUCCUGGGGUUUUUUUGUGUUAGCCUGCAAUUUCUACAAAGUGAGUUUGCUCCCUGCUAGGGGCUGGCUGUGGCUGAUGCUUUGUGACUUGAUUCUACUAUGAGACAGACUUCCUCUCUCCUCCUCCUCUCUGAGCACCUCUCUUGCACAUGGCAUCCUGCUCUUCUGUGAAAGUCUCCUGUUAUCUCUUGAAAAUGUUUGCAGAGCAUUUUACUAUCACAAAGGUCAGUGGAAAUCAAGAUAGAAAGUGCAAUGUUAGUUCUUCUCAGCAGGGAUAAAUAGGAUUCUCUGUUUUAGUCUAAAACCACAAAGCUUGCCCUUCCUCUGAUACAUGGCUCAGUCUAAUUUAAUGUUACUGCCUUGUUCUUGAGAAAAUGAUCUCAUGGGGAGAACAGUUCUCUCUAAAAAGAGAAAUGAGCAGGUGGAUUGCAUUUUUUUUUUAUUUCUCUGCCCUCCUGAAAUCAGUGCUGGGAAGCCAGGUGCCUGGAAGCAGCACAUAUAUUUUUGCAUGAAUUAUUAGAGCAGAGAAAGCUAUUAGCAGCUAGGUCCACAUAGCAGCCCACAGAAUUCUGCAUUCCAGCCUGUAUGUGCUCUCACCUUUUGUACAGUUCAAGUACAGCCCGUGGAGCCUGCAGCAUUCAGCAUUUCAUGUUCCAGUGUGACCUAAAUGGCCUUUGAGUUGCAUCAAGUAGAGCUCUGCAUGCCUGAGUCUGGAACCUUGCUGAGCUACACCACACCUCCUGUGAAAGUUGAAGGCACCCACUGUCUGCACUGACUUAUGCAAAACAUUUGCUGCCCUUUGGUUCCUGUCAAACUGUUGGUUUGGCUCAGCACUUGUUGGACAUCUCUGGGCUUUAUGGUAGUGGUUGAAAUUCUCUUUCUUCCACGUGACAAUCUCUUUGCUUCUGCAUUAGACGUCUUUUAAAAUUCCCUUUGUAAAUUGGAGGUUGCUUUCGUUGCUGGAGUGUGUUGCAGUCAGCUUUAAUGUAUCUGUGACACAAAUAUUGUGAAGAUUAAAAAGCAGUUUCUUCUUUUCCUGUGCUGUACACGUGGACUUCAUGCUGGCCUGAAGCCAUCUCCAGGUCAACAUAUUGUAUACCCUGGUCUCUGCUGACUCCUGGGCUUAUUGCUGUAGCCAAGCAGCAGGGAUUUUCCAGGUAAAUUCAAGUCUUCCUUCAGGGAGGAAACUCCUUUCUGUGUCUUCUGUUUGCUUUCAAGACUUCACAAAAAGGAGCCUCAGUUUGUUGCAUUGACCUCUGCUUUCUGUAACAUAGAUGAGACCAGCUGAUGUUGACAUGAGUGGGUUCUCUAAUGAAUGUUGUAAAUCCUACAGGUUGUUAAUGUCUCCAGAAGAAGCACCAAUACCUUAAUCUCCUGUGCGUAUCUUGUUUUUUUAGAACUGGUGAUGUUUGACUAUUGUAGAAAGUGGCCAAAGUGCACUGCAUAGCCAAAAGCUGAUUUACAAAACCCUGAAGUCUGUGGCUUCCUCCCUAAUUCCUGGAGUUGUAUCCCAUAAAGACUCCAGAAAUUCCAUGUGAGGUGAUGGAAGGAUGCAAUUCCAGGCUGUAACACAUCCAUGCUGUCAAUAAGGGGUGCUGGCUGCAGAAUCCCAGGGCAGCUCUUGGCUCGUGGCACAUUAUUGCUCAGCCAUCACUCUGCUGAGCAGCAUGCAAGUGUUACGGGAUAGAAAAUUUAAGGUGAUAUCAGCUGGGGCUGACAAACCUCUUGCUUUUUCCCACAAGGAAGGAAGGGAGUUGGAUUAUCCAUCCUGAGGCAUCUGGGGGAAAACUAAGUUCUUGUUCACUGGUGCUGUGACAGAUGAUGUUUUGUCUCAUCAAGAAGCUUCUUAUUUACAUUGAUUAACCCUAUAAAAUGGAUUUUCUUUCCAGUGUUUUCAGAGUGUCACUUCAGUUUACAUUUUUCAGUGUUGACUGAUUAGAAAAAGGAAGUAAAAAAUGAAGUGUGUGUCAAGGAGAAGAGUGGAAUAAAAUACUUUUGUCACUCAAAGAAAUGUUAAGAGAAAUAUAUGAAAACAGAAUCCAUUUGCUGGAUUAAUGUGUUCGGAAUUGUUGAGAUGCCAAGUUUUCUGUACAAUGUUUUUGUAAUUAAAUUUUGGAGCUCCUUUGUUUUUAAGAAGUUGAUGUUGUUGUUUGACACUUGCUUCAUUAAAAUUGUUCAACGUUGAA